AUGGGCAUAUCAAUAAGUGAAGAUUUUUGCUUAUACACUUUGCAAUUCGUCGAAGACCAGGUUAUUUGCGCCGGAGACAAAGAUGACUUGGAAUAUAUGACACGAAAACUUAAAGAGGAAUACCAAGUUUGGGGACUGGAAACUAAAUAUCUCUGCAUUGGAUCGGAUCAGACAGCAAUAAAACUGGAUAAUGAAUACGUACAAACAUGUAGCGAAUACGAAUACCUAGGCGUUACUUUUGAUAAAUCCGGGAAAGACGGCAACGAAAUAAGUUCGAGAAUAGUCAAGGCCAGAAAUGCAAUAAAAUGUCUGAAUAAUAUACUCUGGAGUAACGAAAUAGGUAAAGACAGAAAACUAAGGAUUUAUGAUGCGAUAAUCAAGAGCAAUUUGUUAUUUUGGGCGGAAACAUGGAGGUUAACGGAGAAUAACAAAAGAAAAUUACUGGCGGUAGAAAUGGACGCGAUAAGGAGAUCAGCACGAACAUCAAAGCUGGAUGGAGUACGAAAAGAGACAAUCAGGGAUAAAAUGGGUAGACAGAAAACUAUAGUAGAGGAAAUAGAGAGUGCCCAACUGAAGUGGUAUGGACAUGUGAGAAGGAUGGACAACACGCGACUGCCUCAGAAGGUACUAAACUGGCUUCCACAAAAGAGAAGGAAACGGGAAAGGCCAAGGACAAACUGGAUGGAUGGUGUCAAGAAGGCGAUGAGCUCAAGGGAUCUGCGUGACGGACACUGGAAUGAAAGAAACCAAUGGCGACUAGCAAUUGCAUCGCACAACGUCGAAGGACGUUUUAAAAGCGAUACUUAUAUAUGA
This is a messenger RNA of Sitophilus oryzae (rice weevil), 813 nucleotides long. RefSeq lists its product as uncharacterized. The transcript has a single exon. Lineage: Eukaryota; Metazoa; Arthropoda; Insecta; Coleoptera; Curculionidae. The record is from RefSeq and is a predicted model, not a curated record. Bases 1 to 813 code for a protein of 270 amino acids.